AUGCCCCGCGUCGCUCAGUUUGUGGUUUCAGGCCUUUUGGCUGCCACAGUGGCUAAUGGCCAGUCAUUUGAUGGAGGCAGUCGAAGUGAAGAAGCUUUCAGUUAUGUCCAGCCCAAGAACACAACCAUCCUGGGCCCUUACGGACACUCCCCUGCCGUCCUUCCCUCACCCAACGCUACCGCUUCAGGUGACUGGGAGGAAGCCUACGCCAAAGCCCAACAGUUUGUCGCCAAGUUGACAAUCGAUGAGAAAGCCGACAUGGUCACUGGCCAGCCAGGCCCAUGUGUGGGAAAUAUUGUUGCCAUCCCACGGCUCGGGUUCCCAGGCCUCUGUUUACAGGACGGUCCACUAUCAAUUCGAGUAGCCGACUAUGCCAGUGUUUUCGCUGCCGGUGUCACUGUGGCAUCUACGUGGGACAGAGAUCUCCUCUAUGAACGAGGUUACGCCAUGGGACAAGAGUUCAAGGCUAAGGGUGCUCACAUCGCCCUCAGCCCUGUGGCCGGCCCACUCGGCCGCUCUGCCUACGCAGGCCGAAACUGGGAAGGCUUUGCUGCUGAUCCUUACUUGACCGGUGUCGCCAUGGAGAAGACCAUUCGCGGCCACCAGGACGCUGGCGUGCAAGCCACCGCCAAGCACUUUAUCGGUAACGAGCAGGAGACUCAGCGUAACCCUACCUACGACCCCAAUGGAACUCUCACAGAUGUUAUUCAGGAAGCACUUUCCUCCAACAUCGAUGACCGAACCAUGCAUGAGCUAUACCUUUGGCCCUUCGCCAAUGCCGUCCGCGCACAGGCUGCUAGCUUCAUGUGCGCAUACCAACGUCUGAAUGGUUCUUAUGCUUGCGAGAACUCCAAGGCACUCAACGGCCUUCUUAAAGAAGAGCUUGGUUUCCAGGGAUACGUUAUGUCUGACUGGGGUGGCACUCACUCUGGUGUCGCCUCGAUUGAGGGUGGUCUCGAUAUGAACAUGCCCGGUGGCCUCGGUGCCUACGGUAAAGUCCCCGAGGGUCAAGUUGCCGAUGAGACCUCUUUCUUCGGCAAGAACGUGACAUAUGCCGUUAACAACGGAACCGUCGAUGCAUCUCGUGUCGAUGAUAUGAUCGUCCGCAUUAUGACACCCUACUACUGGCUCGGACAGGAUGUUGACUACCCAGAGGUCGACCCCUCAUCCGCCGACCUGAACACCUUCUCUCCCAUAUCAAGCUGGUCCCGCGAGUACAAUCUCACCGGCGAGCGAAGCCGUGAUGUCCGUGGAGAUCAUGCCAAGAUGAUCCGCAAGCUCGCAGCUGAAGCUACAGUCCUGCUGAAGAACGAAAAGCAGGUCUUGCCCUUGAAGGCGCCUAAGAACAUCGCUGUCUUCGGCAACGAUGCCGGUGAGAACACAAUGGGCCCUGUGAACGAGGCCACCUUCGAAUUCGGCAACCUCGCAGCUGGUGGUGGUUCAGGUACCGGCCGCUUUACCUAUCUUGUCUCCCCGCUUGAGGCCAUCAAGACUCGCGCCAAGAAGGACAAUGCCCUUGUCCAAUACUUCUUGAACAACACCCAGAUCGCGACCAACGAUGUCACCGAUCUUUGGGUUCCCACCACCCCCGAUGCCUGUUUGGUCUUCCUGAAGACCUGGGCCGAAGAAGGUGGCGACCGCGAGCACCUGAAAGUGGACUACGACGGUGACGAUGUUGUCGAGUCCGUCGCCAAGUCUUGCAACAACACAAUCGUCAUCACCCAUUCCUCCGGUAUUAACGUCCUCCCCUGGGCCACUCACCCCAACGUCACCGCCAUUGUCGCUGCCCACUACCCUGGCCAGGAAGCCGGUAACUCCAUCGUCGAUGUCCUCUAUGGUGAUAUCAACCCCUCCGGCCACCUCCCCUACACAAUCGCCAAGAACGCCAGCGACUACAAUGCCCCUCCCACCACCGCAGUGUCUACCAACGGCACGUACGACUGGCAAUCUUGGUUCGAUGAGAAGCUCGAGAUUGACUACCGCUACUUCGACGCUAAGAACAUCUCCGUACAGUACGAAUUUGGCUUCGGUCUCUCGUACACAACCUUCACCCUCUCCGACCUCAGCACCGAGCCUGUGGCCGACUCUAUCUCCUCCAUCCCCGAAGAGAAGCCCAUUCAGCCCGGUGGUAACCCCGCUCUAUGGGAGACUAUCUACAACGUGACUGUUUCAAUUACCAACUCUGGUGAUGUCGAGGGUGCUACCGUUCCUCAGUUGUAUGUUACCUUCCCAGACAGCACCCCUGAGGGAACACCGCCCAAUCAGCUGCGCGGUUUCGAGAAGGUCUCUUUGGCUCCGGGAGAUUCGCGCACUGUUGGAUUUGAGUUGAUGCGCAGAGAUUUGAGUUAUUGGGAUAUUGUUUCCCAGAAGUGGCUUAUCCCCGAGGGCGAGUUUGUCCUUCGUGUUGGAUUCAGUAGUCGUGAUUUGAAGGCGGUCGCUAAGAUUACUCCUGUUUCCGCUUGA
Penicillium verrucosum is the source of this 2463-nucleotide messenger RNA. Its product is annotated as beta-glucosidase. The transcript has 2 exons. NCBI's taxonomy places the organism in Eukaryota, Fungi, Ascomycota, Eurotiomycetes, Eurotiales, Aspergillaceae. The record is from RefSeq and is a predicted model, not a curated record. Gene Ontology annotation, molecular function: beta-glucosidase activity. Bases 1 to 2463 code for a protein of 820 amino acids. Gene Ontology annotation, biological process: glucan catabolic process.